This is a messenger RNA of Cryptococcus wingfieldii CBS 7118, 1038 nucleotides long. Its product is annotated as OTU domain-containing protein 6B. Bases 1 to 1038 code for a protein of 345 amino acids. Gene Ontology annotation, molecular function: cysteine-type deubiquitinase activity. The transcript has 5 exons. Gene Ontology annotation, biological process: protein deubiquitination. NCBI's taxonomy places the organism in Eukaryota, Fungi, Basidiomycota, Tremellomycetes, Tremellales, Cryptococcaceae. The record is from RefSeq and is a predicted model, not a curated record.
AUGCCCGGCUCGAAACGACGCGCCCUCAAAAAACUCCUCUCCCCCCAAUCCCCCCAGCCCACAGAACCCCACUCGGCUCCCCACACCCUCUCCCCCCCGCCCGACAUCCCUCCCUCUAUCGACAGCACCGCCCUCGCAGAAGCAUCUGCUGCCGGCAUCACCCCCGCCCAGGUGAAUGAAGAUGCCGUCCUAGAACAGAUGCAGCAGCGCGAACACGUCAUUGGUCAUACCUCUGCCCCGGAGGGCGGACUGUCGGCGAGUGCGCCUGCUGCGGUGCAGGGAGGAGCUUUGGAAAGUGCUGCGCCUGGAGGUGGGUUGUACGGGGAUGGAGGGGGGAUGUACGCGAAUGGACUUGCCCAGGGGGGAGGACGAGGUGGCAAGAAGAAGAGCAGCAGGCAGAAGUUUGAAGAACGUCAAGCGCGCAAGCAGCAAGAAAUGCUCGACUCUGCCCCUCCCGACAACCCCGACUGGACUGCCCAGCUCGAUAGGGAGCGUCAAGAAGAGAUUAAAGUCAUCGGCGACGCCUGCCUCGCCCUCGGCCGUAUCGCGCCGGACGGCCACUGUAUGUACGCCGCCAUAGGCGACCAACUCGCCCUCCUCGCCCUCCUCCCCCCCUCCGACGGCGCCGACCCCAAGGUCAUCCGCGCCCACGCCGCCAAAUACAUGCUCGACCACCCCGACGACUUUAUGCCCUUCUUGCCGUCCAUCACCGGGGAAGACAGUACGGGUGCGACGGAUGAUGGGGUGUUGACGCCGGAGGGGUAUCGGAAGUAUUGCUCGAUGGUGGCGAAUACUGGAGAGUGGGGCGGUGAGCCCGAGUUGCAAGCUCUCUCUCGCGCCUUUUCUGUCCCCAUCCACGUCAUCCAACGCGGUCCCCCCACCGUCGUAUCCCACGGCGGUGCCGAAGAUACGUUCGGCGGAGCCAGUACCGCGGAGCAGAGCAAUGCCGCGGGAGAAAGAGUCGUCAGGAUCAGUUAUCACAAACGGAUGUAUGGUUUGGGAGAGCAUUAUAACAGUUUGAGGUUGACGGGAGGCUAG